CAGCUUUAGCAUUAGCCCCCUCCUCCCUCCGCUCCGUCAUCAUAUCCACGUAACUGCUCCGCUCUGAUGGAAGCUGCAGCGAACCCACCCCCAGGUUUCUCCUCCUCCAGAGCCUCCAUACCGACUCUGUAGAUAUGACGUUAAAGUGCAGUAAGAACGAGCCUGCCGUCACUCUGGAGCGGGUGAGCAGCGUCCGCACGGCUCUCUCGGACCUCUACCUGGAGCAGCUGCUGCAGAACAAGCCCAAGGCUGACAAGGCGGCUAUGCAGACAUUUGAAGGGAAGGAUCAGGAGGUAUACACCAACGGCAGUGCUGGACACAUGAACGGUAAAGAAGUGAUCAAGAUGCGUGAAGUGGCCUUCGAGAAGAACCCAUCAGAACCAAUGGGUGUCACUCUGAAACUGAAUGAAAAGCAGAAAUGUACGGUGGCAAGAAUAUUACACGGAGGAAUGAUCCACAGACAAGGCUCCUUACAUGAAGGGGAUGAAAUUGCAGAGAUUAAUGGUAAAAGUGUUGCUAAUCAGAGUGUGGACCAGCUGCAGAAGAUUCUGAAAGACACAAAUGGCAUUGUCACAUUGAAAGUCAUCCCCAACCAGCGAAAUCGCUUAAUGGUUUGUGAGACAUACAUGAGGGCUCAGUUCGACUACGACCCCGCCAAGGAUGACCUCAUCCCAUGCAAAGAGGCAGGCCUUAAAUUCCAAACGGGUGACAUCAUUCAGAUCAUCAAUAAAGGCGACCCAAACUGGUGGCAGGGCAGGGUGGACAGUUCAGCCAAAGACUUUGCAGGUCUUCUGCCUUCCCCAGAACUUCAGGAAUGGCGUGCAGCCAGUAAAAGCAAAAAGACAGGUGAAGCCAGUCAGUCAUGCAGUCCUUUUGGCAAAAAGAAGAAAUGCAAAGACAAGUACUUGGCCAAGCACAGCUCCAUCUUUGAUCAGCUUGAUGUCAUUUCUUACGAAGAAGUCGUGCAGCUCCCUGCAUUCAACAGAAAAACACUGGUACUCAUCGGUGCACCAGGUGUUGGAAGGAGUCAUAUAAAAAGUUCGCUGCUAACCAAAUACCCUGAAAAGUUUGCCUACCCAGCACCCCACACUACCAGACCUCCCAAGAAAGAUGAAGAGAGCGGUCAGGAAUAUUACUUCGUCUCCAAUGAUGAGAUGACCAAAUGCAUCGUGGGGAAUGAGUUCUUGGAGUAUGGCAGUUUCCAGGGCAACAUGUUCGGCACCAAGAUCGAGACCAUCCUGAAGAUACACGAGCAGGGCAAGAUCGCACUUCUAGAUGUAGAACCUCAGACUCUAAAACUCCUCAGGACAGCAGAUUUUGCUCCACUAGUUGUGUUCAUAGGUCCAACCAACACUGGGAACCAGUCCGAGGCCCUGCAAGCAAUCCAGAAGGAAUCGGAGGCCAUCCACAGCACAUAUCGCCACUUCUUCGACUUGACACUGGUGAACAACGACGUGGACGAGAGUGUGAAGGGCGUGGAGGAAGCCUUAGAGAGAGCAUCCUCUAGCCCACAAUGGGUCCCUGUGUCCUGGGUCUACUGACAUCCCCACCCUACUUCACCAAAUCCCUCCCCUAAAGAAAAAAAAAAAACCUUGCCGUAUUAAAGCAGGUGCAAUACCAAAUCACAAGACUAAAGCUGAGUCUGAGCGGCUGUCUCAGCAUCUCCAGGCUGCUCGCACUGGAUGAACCCAAGUGUUUGCAAGGAUGUUUGUUUUUUAAAAGCAAUAAGUUAGAUAUUUUCUUUUAUCAGAUGUGAAUGAGUAUAGAUUUUAACCCUUUAUUUACGACACAGUUUAUUAAGAGCAGUGCACUAUCGACAAGUGCCAGCAGAUAUCAGGCAGAAUGUGUUGGUUAAGUAUGUGAUGCAAAAAAGGACCACUACUGUGAAACACCGCUCGGGAAUGAAAAGGUCUGGUCUUUUUAGUUGACCUUGGCUUUUGGUUUUAUACUGUAUGUAACAGGAAGUGCUGCUCCUACUGUCUGUAUGUGCUGUAUUAAAACAGGGAAAUCAUGUGAACUGAAUCAUGUGAGUUGAACUUUCUCAGUGUUUUAUGAUGUAGCUCAUAAAAGUAUGGCACUUUUGGAGUGAACUGAAUAAACAUCUCCCACCAAUGGUAA
Messenger RNA from Astyanax mexicanus (Mexican tetra), 2118 nucleotides. It is a transcript of the gene mpp1, whose product is annotated as MAGUK p55 scaffold protein 1. Bases 135 to 1541 code for a protein of 468 amino acids. NCBI's taxonomy places the organism in Eukaryota, Metazoa, Chordata, Actinopteri, Characiformes, Acestrorhamphidae. Gene Ontology annotation, cellular component: cell-cell junction; plasma membrane. The transcript has 13 exons. Gene Ontology annotation, molecular function: signaling receptor binding. The record is from RefSeq and is a predicted model, not a curated record.